This is a messenger RNA of Anopheles stephensi (Asian malaria mosquito), 1115 nucleotides long. Its product is annotated as translocator protein. Gene Ontology annotation, cellular component: mitochondrial outer membrane. Bases 366 to 899 code for a protein of 177 amino acids. The transcript is spliced from 2 exons. The record is from RefSeq and is a predicted model, not a curated record. NCBI's taxonomy places the organism in Eukaryota, Metazoa, Arthropoda, Insecta, Diptera, Culicidae.
CACUCCCUUUAACGCACACCAGCGCACCACAAAAAAAAAACAAAAAAAACAAACGCACUCUAAACGCAAACACAAACAACAUCGUCAUCGUACGAUGAAACGUCCAAAUUCCUAACAUGAGUGUGCUGAAGUUGUGAAAUAGUCGAGUCAUAAUCGUCAAAACCCGCAAGAUAAAGCACCCUAACACCGGACGCCCGGAGUGCAUUCCUUAUUUACACGGGAUUUUAUAAUACCUCAACCGUUUUGCAGUUUAUCUGCUGGGUGUGUUAUCGCAAGCGAUACCAGCAAGUGCGGUUCGGGGAACGUUAACGUUUUGUGCGUUGCAGCAAAUUAACAUUCAGUUCCGACCCGUCAUCACCGUCAUCAUGGAAAGUAAGAGUGAGUUGGUAAAGAUUGCCGGUGCCGUACUACUGCCCCAGCUGGGCGGAUUCGUGAAUGGUAAGCUGACCCGGAACGAGAUUACCGGUUGGUACAACCAACUCAGCUUCCCAUCGUUCCGACCACCGAACUGGCUGUUCGGUCCCGUGUGGGUAUCCCUGUACACCGGUAUGGGAUACGCUUCAUAUUUGGUUUGGAAGACGGGCGGUGGCUUUGGCGGACCAGCACGCAUUCCACUGAUGCUGUACGGUACCCAGCUCGCACUGAACUGGGCCUGGACACCUAUCUUUUUCGGCAUGCAUCAACUCAAAUGGAGCGUGGUAGAAAUUGUCGCCCUUACCAGCUCGGUAGCAGCGACCGGAGUGGCCUUUUACAACAUAAACAAGCUGGCGGGAUACCUGUUCAUACCCUACUUUGCCUGGUGCGCCUUUGCGAGCGUACUCAACUACAGUAUCUACAAGCUGAACACCCCAUCGACGGCAACAAUCGAAGAAGUUACUGACGAUUCAAAGCAAAAGUAGGAAGGGAUGCUUCGUUCAACAAUCGACUACCUCCCAUCAACCUGUAGGUGGCUUCACAUCACAAUCAUUUACAAUCAUGGUUUUUGUAAGAAUAUAAACGGGAUGUGCAUUCCCAUUCUAUUGCCCAAAUCAUGUGUCGGAUGUGUGUUCCCAUUGUCUUCGCUGUUUAAAUAUUUUGCAUUCAUAAAUAUACAAUAAGAUACAUUCACAAAAUUA